AUGGCAAAAUGGGCCAUUAUCUUUGUAGCAUUUGAUCUGAAAUUUAUUGCAAAAAAAGCAAUCAAAGGCAAUGUGAUAGCAGAUCACCUAGCUGCAUCCCCUGGUGAUGCCGAAAUAGCAAAUGUCAGGUUUCUAGAUGAAGACAUCCUUCCAAUCCAAACAGGCCAGUGGAAGAUGUAUUUUGAUGGAGCUACUAAUUAUCAGGGUUACGACGUUGGUAUAGUUAUAGUAACUCCAGACGGGAAACAAUUGCCCUUUAGUAUUAAGUUGGCAUUUCAAGUCACUAAUAAUGAGGCAGAAUAUGAAGCAUGUAUUGUAGGGUUUGAAGCAACGUUGAGGAUUCAGGUCAAGCACCUAACAGUUUAUGGGGACUCCAUUCUGAUCGCCUCUCAAGCGCUAAAGAAGUGGAAGAUCAAAGAGCAGCGUUUGGUCCCAUACCUUCGACGCCUUGAUCAGUUAGCUCAGCAGUUUGAAGAAUUAUCAUUUCACUACUUGCCCCGGGCUAAGAAUUAG
Jatropha curcas is the source of this 513-nucleotide messenger RNA. NCBI's taxonomy places the organism in Eukaryota, Viridiplantae, Streptophyta, Magnoliopsida, Malpighiales, Euphorbiaceae. The record is from RefSeq and is a predicted model, not a curated record.